This is a messenger RNA of Cuscuta campestris, 2891 nucleotides long. The record is from the annotation of a GenBank genome assembly. Lineage: Eukaryota; Viridiplantae; Streptophyta; Magnoliopsida; Solanales; Convolvulaceae.
AAAAAUAUUUUAUUUUAUUAAAUAUUCAAAGAAAACGCGCAAAUAAACAAAAGUUAUAUUGAUUUUGAAAUAGUGGGAUUCAUUUAGUUUUACACCCACUGUUACCAUUUUCAUAUAAAUACUUGUGACAUCUUUACUUUAUUUUUCCCACACAAAGCUUAAAAUUUCUCUGGUUCUUCAUAAAUGGAAGGCUACUGUGGAUUGAGAAACAAAGGAAAGGCAGCAAAGAAUGCAGAUCUUCAAGAAGAAGAAGAAGAAGAAGGGCUAUGGCGUGCUGUUCAGCACGCCAGAGAAACGCCAUCGCGGAAAGUGAAGACGAUAGCCCCAUCGUCUUCUUCUUCCGCGUGGCCUUUACCGAGAAGGGCGGUCCCGCAGGACCGCUCUACUCGUAAGAGAGGAGGAGUGGACGAGAAGUGCUUCUCGACCACGGUUCCUCUGAAAGUCCCAGAGUGGAGGUCCAGAAAGGGAUGCGGCGGCGAAGAAGGCGAAGAUGAAGGUGAAGACGAUGAUGGUGGGGUGGUCCCACCACAUGAAUACAUAGCAAGGAGGCUAGCAAGAAGAGCUCAUCAGGUUGCAUCUUUCUCCAUGUGUGAAGGGGUUGGUGGGACCCUCAAGGGCAGAGACCUCAACAAACUGAGGAAUGCCAUCCUAACCAAGACUGGUUUCUUGGAAGGGUCUGCAAGUUUCUUUUGGCGUAGCAUCGGGAAAACCAUUCCACUUCUUCGCACUGGUGUUGUAUGGCGGAUAGGCUGCUGCAAAAAUGUAUUGGUGGCGUCAAAGCUACGUGUGUACCUCUACUUCAACUUGUUGAAAUCUCUCACUGGCUUCCCUAAUCCACCAGUUGGACCUCGUUCAUGGAGCAAGCCACCUGCAGAGGGAUGGGUUAAGGUUAACGUCGAUGCCUCCAUGGGUUCUCGUGAUGAUCAAGUUGGAAUUGCUCUGUCACAAGAUGAUACUCCUCAUACAAGGGAACAACCUCAAACCUCUCCUUUAAUGGCAAUUUCGAACUCCAUUCAUCACUCCCUCCUCCUCCUUCUACUACUCAUCUUCCUCCCCAUCUCCCAAUCCCUAAGUCUCCUCCACCCACUUCCAGAGUUCAAGAAGUUUCAAGUUCAAGAAGAAAAUGAGCCGAGCGUGGGUGUGAACAUAGGCACAGAUGUUUCCAAUUUCAUCUCCCCCUCCGAUUUGGUGUCUUUCCUGCAACUGCAGAAGAUCAGACACGUAAGGCUUUACGACGCCGACCCUGAGAUUCUCAAGGCCCUCUCCCGGACCAAGAUUAGGGUUAUUGUCAGUGUCCCCAACAACCAGCUUCUCGCCAUAGGUUCCUCCAACUCCACGGCUUCUUCUUGGGUUGCCCGCAAUGUCGCCGCCUAUUACCCACAAACCCUAAUCACCGCCAUCGCCGUCGGAGAUGAGGUCCUCACCACCGUCCCCUCCUCCGCCCCUUUGCUGAUUCCUGCAAUUGAGUCCCUCUAUGCCGCCCUGGUUUCGUCCGGGCUGCAUACCCAGAUCAAGAUUUCCACCCCUAGUUCCGCUUCCAUUGUUUUAGACCCGUUCCCACCUUCGCAAGCGUUUUUCAAUGAAUCCCUGGCCUCUGUUAUCUCUCCAUUGCUGCAGUUCCUGUCUAGGACCCAGUCUCCCCUGAUGAUGAAUCUGUACCCUUAUUAUGUGUUUAUGCAGAACAAAGGGGUUGUCCUUCUGGAAGACUCCCUCUUCAAGCCCUUAAGCCCUUCCAAGGAAAUGGUGGAUCCCAACACUUUGCUUCACUAUACCAAUGUGUUUGAUGCUAUGAUUGAUUCUGUUUAUUACUCCAUGAGGAAUCUGAAUGUCACAGAUGUGGUGGUUCUUGUCACUGAGACUGGGUGGCCUUCGAAAGGGGACUCUAAGGAGCCCUUUGCCACUCUUGACAAUGCCGACACUUACAAUUCGAAUUUGAUCAAGCACGUUCUUGAUCGCAUUGGGACACCUCUCCAUCCGGAAGUCACUUCCGAUGUGUAUAUAUACGAGCUGUUCAAUGAGGAUUUGCGGGCCCCUCCGGUUUCCGAGGCUAAUUGGGGUUUGUUUCAUGGGAAUUCGUCGCCGGUUUACUUGCUUCACGUGUCUGGAAGUGGCGAAUUCUUGGCUAAUGAUACCACAAACCAAACAUAUUGCGUGGCAAUGGAUGGGAUUGAUAGAUGGACCUUGCAGGCUGCUUUGGAUUGGGCUUGUGGGCCUGGGAGGGCUAACUGCUCGGAGAUCCAGCCCGGGGAGAGCUGUUUUAAGCCGAAUAGGGUCAAGAACCACGCUUCGUACGCGUUUAAUAGCUAUUACCAGAAAGAGGGAAAGAAUGCUGGUUCUUGUGAUUUCAAGGGAGCAGCCACUAUUACCACCACUGAUCCAAGUUAUGGGAGUUGUGUGUUUCCUGGAAGUAAGAGCGAAAGCAAGAGCAGAACACAUGUGAAAGUGAACUCAAACGACACAAGUGGUGCAUGUACAAUAAAGUUCACCCAAACGAAUGCAUAUAACUUCAUGCUCGUUUUCUGGAGCGCCGUAUUCUGUUCUAUUUGUUAUUCGUUUCGCCCGUGACAAAAAAAAUCGAUAAAUGUUGCGUUUCGUACGUUUAUUCUUUUUGAAGAGGCCAUUCUUGAAAAUGUUGUACGUAAAGAAAUUCUUGGAAGCACCGAAGACGACGAAGACAAUAAGGAAGAAGAAAGGUUGAGAACAAAGUUGGGUGUUUUUGUUGUGCAAGGGAAGUUGAGAUUUGAAUAAAGUGCCAUCAUUUUGGAAGUGAGGCUGCUCCUUUAACUGUAUAUCUGUUGUAAAAAAAUUCAAAUUUAACUAAUUUAUGAUUUUUUUCUGUUAGUUCUUUUGAUUUUGCACGGAAUUUAGACAAAGAAAAUUGUGUUUGAAAU